Molecule: messenger RNA, 1925 nt
Organism: Solanum pennellii
Lineage: Eukaryota; Viridiplantae; Streptophyta; Magnoliopsida; Solanales; Solanaceae
Product: tryptophan synthase beta chain 2
Exons: 6
Coding region: 130-1608 (492 amino acids)
Biological process (GO): L-tryptophan biosynthetic process
Molecular function (GO): pyridoxal phosphate binding; tryptophan synthase activity; L-serine hydro-lyase (adding indole, L-tryptophan-forming) activity
Source: RefSeq, a predicted model, not a curated record
CGUAAAUUAGUCGAGAUAAGAUUAAAAAGAAAAGAAUGUUAGACUGACAUUUUUUUUUUCUAUUAUUAGUAGUAUAGUAGUGUAGUAGUGUUUCAAUAUCCAAUUUUCAACAAGCAAAUCAGUGUAGAAAUGGCACUAUCCCUCCCAAAUCUGUUUCCAAAAGGUGAUGCGUAUGGAACAAAGUAUUUUGAGAUUAAAACAAAGCCAAGUCAAUUGAAGCUUUCGUUUAGCUAUAGAGCAAGAGCAAAGGCAGCUCUUAAUUCUAGUUCGAGUUCUGUUGAAAUCCCUCGGCAGUGGUACAAUCUAGUUGCAGACCUUCCAAUCAAACCACCUCCACCGCUGCAUCCCAAGACGUUUCAGCCUAUCAAACCGGAGGACUUAUCUCCGCUUUUCUGUGAUGAGUUGAUUAAACAGGAGGCAAGCAUCGACCAGUUUAUUGAUAUACCAGAAGAAGUUUUAGACGUCUACAGUCUUUGGCGCCCAACCCCUUUGAUUAGAGCAAAGAGGUUGGAAAAACUGCUUGAUACACCCGCACGAAUAUAUUACAAGUAUGAAGGUGGUAGCCCCGCGGGGUCGCACAAGCCCAACUCUGCUGUUCCUCAGGCCUGGUACAAUAAAAUGGGGAAUGUUAAAAAUGUGGUUACGGAGACCGGGGCAGGUCAAUGGGGGAGCGCGUUGUCGUUUGCUUGCAGCUUAUUUGGUCUCAAUUGUGAGGUAUGGCAAGUUCGAGCUUCGUUUAAUCAGAAACCUUAUCGUAAAAUGAUGAUGCAAACUUGGGGUGCGAAGGUGCAUCCUUCUCCUUCCGACCUUACAGAGGCCGGUCGGACCAUUCUACAAAUGGAUCCUUCAAGUCCAGGAAGUUUAGGAAUAGCUAUUUCAGAGGCUGUGGAGGUUGCAGCGAAGAACACUGACACCAAGUAUUGUUUGGGAAGUGUACUCAAUCAUGUUUUGUUACAUCAGACCGUUAUCGGUGAGGAAUGUAUAAAACAGAUGGAGGAUUUCGGAGAGACUCCAGAUGUGAUCAUCGGUUGCACGGGAGGUGGAUCUAAUUUUGCAGGACUUGCUUUCCCGUUUAUCCGGGAGAAGCUUAAGGGGAAAAUGAAUCCUCUUAUUAGAGCGGUUGAACCUACAGCUUGCCCCUCGUUGACGAAAGGUGUAUAUGCUUACGACUAUGGAGACACCGCAGGCAUGACUCCUUUAAUGAAAAUGCAUACACUUGGUCAUGACUUCAUACCGGAUCCCAUCCAUUCCGGGGGUCUCCGUUACCACGGCAUGGCACCAUUGAUAUCACACGUCUAUGAACUCGGAUUCAUGGAAGCAAUAUCAAUUCCGCAGAUUGAAUGUUUCCAAGGUGCUAUUCAGUUUGCGAGGUCUGAGGGGUUGAUACCAGCACCAGAACCAACGCAUGCUAUAGCCGCUACUAUAAGGGAAGCUCUAAGAUGUAAAGAGACCGGAGAAUCGAAAGUUAUACUCAUGGCAAUGUGUGGACAUGGACAUUUUGAUUUGUCAUCUUACGAUAAGUAUUUGCAGGGAAGCUUGGUUGAUUUGUCAUUCUCAGAAGAGAAAAUAAAAGCCUCACUCGCGAAAAUACCACAACCAGUAUCAUAAGUUGAUCCAAGUCGAGGAGACGAUGAAAAUAGGAGGUACGUAGUGGAAUUUGGUUUGUACUUUUCUCCACGAAUAAGGUUUUCGUAGUUCUGCCAAGUUGAAGAAUAACAUGCCCCAAACCCCCUCAAUCUCUUGAUCGAAUAAUAUUCGAUACAAUUAGUUAUAGCUUUGUAAGUUGUUGUGUGACCUUCAAUUUUUCGAGUUGUGUGUAAUCGUCUAUAUGAUUGACUUGACAACAAUGAAGGAUCUGGGAGUGGCAUUUCAUCAUUUUGUGCUAAGUUUUGUCGAUUUUUUUUAAAAAAAAUUUUCGAUCUCUA